Messenger RNA from Lycium ferocissimum, 2598 nucleotides. Its product is annotated as rust resistance kinase Lr10-like. NCBI's taxonomy places the organism in Eukaryota, Viridiplantae, Streptophyta, Magnoliopsida, Solanales, Solanaceae. Gene Ontology annotation, molecular function: ATP binding; protein kinase activity. The record is from RefSeq and is a predicted model, not a curated record. The coding region runs from base 1579 to 2460 and encodes 293 amino acids. Gene Ontology annotation, biological process: protein phosphorylation. The transcript is spliced from 3 exons.
GUUUACGUGUUCAACGUUAUAUCAGUUGAUGGAACAGGAAGAAAAGGUAUUGGAGGAGGGUGGUGAGGUGGCACGUGGGUUUUAUUGGCCAUGGUGGAAGGGGUAAAUGGCCGAAGGCAUAUUUUUUACAACUUUCUUGACCGAAGGAUAAUGUAAACUAUUUUUGAAAGUACCAUUACAGAAUAAAUUAGUAUAGAACUGACUUCUGACUUUCCUGAUAUAUCCUGCUGUUAUAACCAGAACAAACAUCAGCUUUGCAUAAUUAGGCAGUUGACAUUGCCAUGCUGAAUGUUCAAAUAUUGAUGAUGAAUCUUCUCGGAAGAAAUGGCUGCUCCAUGGUAUAGAAAAAAUGACAGAACAAUUGCACCAUAGUCGAUUUGCAGAUAAGAUGUUUGUAAGAAAAGAAAGCUCUGGAUUGCUACUCUUUUACUACUUGUAAUCUGCACAAACAUAUCCGAAGCCCAAAACAUUACUCCGUGUUCUUCUUGUGGUGAUCAUAACAUCAAUUUCCCGUUUCGAUUGAGAGCUGAUCCCGGGAGUUGUGGAGAUUCGAGGUUCCAGCUCGAUUGCCAGAACAAUCUUAGUAUCAUAAGUUUGAAUUCAAGAAAAUACAACAUGCUCGAAAUCAACUAUGAUAAUUUCUUAAUAAGGGCAAUUGACCCUGGUUUGGAGAAUCAGAGCAGGAACUGAACUUCUUUUCCCAAUUAUUUCACCACAAGUUAUCCUAGCUCCUCAACUUUUAGUGAUUCCGAUCCGAUUAUUCCCGUUAUAUAUGUCAAUUGUUUAGCCACUGUAAAUUCUUCGCGCCAUGGGGAGACUACUUUCUGUGGAUCACAGAACAAGACUUCUUCCUCAAAUUAUUCACAAAGUCAUAGCUAUGUGGCCGUUGGACAGGACAUGUCGAUUUCGGAUUUGGCAGAGAACUGCAGAGUGGAAAUGGUGGCCUCCGCCUCAGCUCAUGGGCUCUCGGGGGACAAUACUUCUCUAUCGAGCAUUGAGGGUGCCCUGAGUUAUGGAUUUGAGCUUUCUUGGAAGCAUACCUUCUUGUGCAGAGAAUGUGACGCAAGGCUAGAUACCUGCUUUGCUGAAGGCGAUGGCUUUGGUUGCAGGGACAGCUGCUACGAUGACACGGGGAUGGUUCUUCCCCUCCCCUGCAGCAUAUACAUCUAUGGCAGUACGUAUGCGAGAUACUGAAGUGCUAUAACUCCAUUAUACUAAGCAUUCCUUUGAAGGAGGGCCGUUAAAGCAAUAUGUUUUCCAAUUAUAAUCCCCCUUCCAAGUCUUUAUACAUUUUUUUUUGCCUUAACGUAAUGUUUCUUUGCCAUUUGCCUAUUCUGACAGUUCUUACUAUAUUUUACGGUGGAAUAGUUAUAGUUUCACUACUGUCAUUCCGAUUUUCCUGUGGAUUCAUUCCUGAUUGCAUUAAUAGUGUAUAAAUGGAGAAGAUGACAGUUGUCUAUAUAUCAAUCAAUUGAAGACUUCCUGCAAGUCCAGAGCAACCUCUUGCCAAUUAAAUACUCCUACUCUGAGAUUAGGAAGGUGACUAAUAAGUUCAAGGAAAACUAGGAGAAGGAGCCUAUGGAACCGUCUUUAAAGAGAAAGCUGCGUAGUGGUAGUGGUCCUUUUGUUGCAGUGAAGAUGACGCACACACCUAAGGCUAGUGGGCAAGAAUUUGUCAGUGAAGUUUCCAUAAUUGGAAGGAUUCACCAUGUUAAUGUCGUGCGACUGAUUGGAUUCUGUGUCGAGGGCUCAAAACAUUCUUUGGUAUUUGAGUUCAUGCUCAAUGGUUCCUUAGAUAAGUACAUUUUUCCACAAGAAAGAACUGUUUCCCUGAGUUACAAACAUAUGUUUGAUGGAAUGGCUCGUGGCAUAGACUACUUACAUCGUGGCUGUAACAUGCAGAUCUUACAUUUUGAUAUUAAGCCUCACAACAUUCUUCUUGACGAAUAUUUCAACCCAAACAUAUCCGACUUUGGGCUUGCGAAAUUGUAUCCAACAGAUGAUAGUAUUGUUGGUCUAACUGCAGCAGGAGGGACAAUGGGUCACAUGGCUCCAGAGUUGUUCUAUAAAAAUAUUGGAGAGGUGUCAUACAAAACCGAUGUAUAUAGCUAUGGCAUAUUAUUGAUGGAAAUGGCAGGCAGAAGGAAGAACAUGAGCCCGUUCGCACACCACUUAAGCCAAAUUUACUUUCCUACAUGGGUUUACAACCAACUUAAUGAAGGGAACGAUAUAGAGAUGGAGGAUGCGAGCAAGGAAGAUAGGAGGUUUGUCAAGAAGAUGAUCGUGGCUUCGUGGUGCAUUCAGAUGAAUACUGUUGAUCGUCCUGCCAUGAACAAAGUUGUUGAAAUGCUUGAAGGAGAUAUUGAACUCUUGCAUAAUCCCCCAAGACCUUUUAUAGCUCCACGUGAGAUUAAUGCUGGAGAUGCUAUUGAGACAAUAAGAAUAUUCAGUGAUAUCUAGGUGGCCAACUCACCAUGUUGUACAAACCAUGUUCAUAAUUAACUUAAGCUCUUUCUCUUGAGCUGGUGAUUAACCUUUUCGAGGAUAACAACAUUGCUUUUAUUUUGUUAGAGAAAAUGAACCAAUCUUGAUUUCUAA